This is a messenger RNA of Hydra vulgaris (swiftwater hydra), 1926 nucleotides long. Lineage: Eukaryota; Metazoa; Cnidaria; Hydrozoa; Anthoathecata; Hydridae. The record is from RefSeq and is a predicted model, not a curated record.
AUGACAAAAAAAUUAAAGGCAAGUGCAGAACAUGAUUAUGCUUGUCUUGUAUGUUGGGAAACUUAUUCUGAAAGACUACCAGAAGAAAAUUGGGUCCAGUGUCAAGGUUGCAAUCAAUGGUCUCAUUCAAAAUGUGAUUCACAUUCUGCAGUGACAGCAAUCGUCAGCAUGGAACAAAAAAGAAAAAAAUUAUCUGGAAGUCAAUACAAAAAGAAACGCUUAAAGAAUGAGGAACAAGAAAGAAAGCUCAGCAAUGUUAUGAAGAAAUUCUUAGUACAAAAGUGCGGUUUAGAUAAGCCAUCCACAUCAGCAGCAACUGAUUUGGCAAAUAACAACACAGUGCCGCCCCAAUCAAUUCCAGAAAAAAUUGUUGAAGAGAUCCAAAAAAUAACAUCAUCAGAAGUUCAUCAAGAACCGGGCCGCAUUAGCAGUGGCAGUCAGCAGGCAUUAAAAGAAAUUCCUUCAGAUCCUGCAUUAUGGCUUACUUUCUGCAUGUCAUCUCAAACUCGUCAACUACUGGUUGAGAGGGGCCCCCAUCAAAUUAAAGAAUUCGAGUUUCCUAUUAAUAAAGGAAAGCGUAGAUUUUUGCCCUCGUAUUAUUCGAAAGUGUUGAGCAAUGGUGAAGUCGUUGAGAGAAGUUGGCUUAUUUACUCUAUUGCAAGUGAUGCCGUUUUUUGCUUUUGUUGUAUAUUAUUUGAUAAUUCGUCUGAUAUUAGUGACUGGCCCAAAAAAGGCUAUUCUGACUGGAAAAAUCUUAUAAGAGCCCUCACAAUGCACGAAAAGUCUGUAAAUCACAGAAAUGCUUUUAGAGCAUGGAAAGAAUUGGACAUUCGAUUGAAGCAGAAAAAAACUAUUGACGCUGAAUAUCAACGAAUUAUGGAUAUGGAACUUCAGCAUUGGAGAGGAGUUAUAAAAAGAAUUAUGUCAAUAAUUAAACUAUUGGCCUCACAGUGUUUAGCUUUUCGUGGAUCAACUGAACAUUUGUUUCAACCUAAUAACGGGAACUUCCUAAAGUUGGUAGAAUUACUUUCUGAGUUUGAUCCAGUUAUGGAAGAACAUAUCAGGAGAGUUCAACGAGAGUCUGAUAAAUGUGAUUCAACCGGAGAAGGUUUGGCAAAACUUAUUCUGACACAUUUGGAAAAAUUAGGUUUUGAGUUAAAGUGGCUUAGGGGACAAGGCUAUGACAACGGAGCCAAUAUGAAAGGAGUAAGAAAGGGUGUUCAAAAACUUUACACUUUUUUUUCUGGUUCUACAAAGCGUUGGGAAGUGCUAAAAAAAUAUGUUUCUCAAUUAACUCUGAAACCAUUAAGUGCUACUGGGUGGGCAAGCAGAAUAGAUGCUUUAAAACCUUUACGAUUUCAACUUUGCGAAAUCUAUGAUGCAUUGAUUCUGAUAAUAGAAGACGUCAAUAGAGAUGCAGAAACUAAAGUUAAAGCGAGAGGGUUAGCAAAAAAUAUUAAAAAUUACAAGUUUAUAUGUGGAGUAAUUCUUUGGCAUGAUAUUUUGUUUGAAAUUAAUUCAGUUUCGAAGCUUUUGCAAUCUGUUACUAUAAAUAUAUCAGAUUGUGUAAGGAUGCUAUCAGAAACCAUAAAAAAAGUGAAAAGUUAUAGACAAUCUGGAUAUAUUCAGAUAAAAAUUGCUGCAAAGGAGAUAGCAGAGAAUCUCGAAUGCAGUACAGAAUUUCCUGAUGACACUGAAGUUAGACCCAGAAGGAAAAAGCGUCAAUUUGACUAUGAAAAAGCUGUCGAUGAACCCUUAACAGAGGAGAAAAAAUUUAAAAUAAACUUUUUCAACUAUAUUCUGGACAUUACCCUUAAUUCUCUGAAUGAACGAUUCACGCUUCUGGAAACCCAUAGCAAAAAAUUUCAGUUCUUGUAUGACAUUUUAAAACUCAAGGAUAUAGAUGACAAAACGCUAGAAAGUUAA